Molecule: messenger RNA, 2123 nt
Organism: Ficedula albicollis (Collared flycatcher)
Lineage: Eukaryota; Metazoa; Chordata; Aves; Passeriformes; Muscicapidae
Gene: TNFRSF11A
Product: tumor necrosis factor receptor superfamily member 11a
Exons: 10
Coding region: 176-2110 (644 amino acids)
Biological process (GO): lymph node development; response to interleukin-1; multinuclear osteoclast differentiation
Cellular component (GO): external side of plasma membrane
Molecular function (GO): tumor necrosis factor receptor activity; cytokine binding
Source: RefSeq, a predicted model, not a curated record
UUCUCUUCUUCUUCUCUCUUCUCCCCUCGUGUAGCUGAGAGGAAGGAAAGGAAGAAAGAGAAGUAGUCAGCUCAAAUGUGCCUCGCUGCGCUGCCGGGGCGCGGGGGCUUGGCUGGAAGGAUCUAGUUUCCCUUCGGCGGCAGGAGGAGGAGGCGGCAGAGACGGACAGCCAGACAUGCCCGUCCCGUCGGGAGGCUGCUGGCUCCUUCUCCUGUGCCUCGCUGCCGCCGGCGAGCAGCUGUCACUACAAAUCACUCCGCCGUGUGAGAGUGAACAACACUAUGAGUACUCUGGACGGUGCUGCAGGAAGUGUGAGCCAGGGAAGUAUUUGUCUGCUAGAUGCACUGCUACUUCUGAUAGCAUUUGCCUGCCAUGUGGCCCAAACGAAUAUAUGGAUGUCUGGAAUGAAGAAGAUAAAUGCUUACUACAUAAAAUAUGUGAUCAAGGGAAAGCCUUGAGAGAGGUGAACCCAGGGAACAGCACGUUCCAGCGGCAGUGUGCUUGUACGAUGGGCUACCACUGGAGCGAGGACUGCGACUGCUGUCAGCGAAACACCAUGUGUGCUCCUGGACUCGGAGUCAAGCCUCCUGUGCAACAAGACAGGGACACAAUGUGCAUACCAUGUCCCAGAGGCUACUUCUCCAAGGUCUUUUCAUCCACCGACGAGUGUAAAUCCUGGACCAACUGUACAGCUCUAGGAUUGGAAGAAAGUGUGCCUGGGACUGACAAGUCUGAUGCAGUUUGUAAAGAACGGAAGAUGCCUGAGCCAUCAGAAGAUGGAACAAACAGGAUCUUAUACGUGUUGAUUGUCAUUUUGUUUUUUGUGACACUAAUUGGCAUUGUCGUCUUCAUCGUGUACUACAAGAAGAAGGGGAAAAAGCUGACAGCAGAUCUACAGAACUGGGCUAAUGAAGUGUGCAGCCAAAUAAAAGGAACAAAGGAACCCCCCAGAGAUGCAUUUGUUAGUGUGAACAUCACAAAUGCUGCUGUCCCCCAGACUGCUGAAGACACGAGUCUCCUGGUCCCCUCGGGCUCUCCUGUCCCUGGAAACUCGUGCUGCACCUCUGGUCACACUCCUUGCAGGAAUGAGAGCCCCAGCACAGAGCCUUGUGAGACAGGAGAGUUUUCUGUGGUGACCGAGACUGAUGAUUACCAAUUCCCACCAGUUCCCACAGAAGAUGAAUACAUGGAUAAGGAUCUCAGUAACACUGAUUAUUUAUCGUUACUAAGUCGGACUGCCAGUAAAGCCGUGUCAUCAUUUUCAGAACCAAUGGAGGCGGGGGAGAAUGACAGCUUGAACCAGUACUUUUCAGGUAUUGGGAGCACAGAGGAUGUAUCAGUCUCUCAAGGCUUUCACCCUCCCUCCAACACGGACAGGGCACACAUUGCCACCGAACAACUUCUACAGAAAUCUUGCCAACAUGCCCACAGUUGCCUGAAGGAAACAUGCAACAAAGACACAGAUCAUUUUGCAACAAACUGUGACUCAGAGAAGAUCUGUGUGAGGUGUGGCAUUUUGUACAGAGAAUCUCCCAGAAAGUGUAACAAACCCUAUUGUGCUGCAGCUGACAGCACCUCCACCUCCCCAGAAACUGGUUCCUGUGCCCAGUGCACCUGUGGUUUGAAUUUUCUCUCUGCUGGUCAGAGCACUCUAACAAAUGAUCUUGGUGUGGAAGAUGCACCUUCAGAUAGUACCAACAUGAAGUACCAGAACACAAACAGAAGCACUUCAGGGACCCACGGAAGCACUUCAGGGACAAGCAGCAGCACUUCAGACCUCCCUCCAGCAUCUGGAAAUGUGACUGGAAACAGUAACUCCACCUUUAUUUCAAGUGGACAAGUAAUGAAUUUCAAGGGCGACAUCAUUGUUGUCUACCUUAGCCAGAACUCUCAGGAGGGGGCAGCGGCCUCGGGGCUGAGCGAGGAGAACGUGGGCAGCCCCGUGCAGGAGGAGAACCUGAGCCGCUGCGAGACUUUCGCCGGCAACGCCCAGCACUACAAGGAGAAGUGUGCGGAGCUGCAGGGCGCCCGCCCGGGCGGUGGACAAGCCUCCCCGCCCGUGCAGGAGGAAGGGAAGCUGGGACACUUCUCGGAGAAGGUGUUGAACUGAGGGGACGCGGUGU